CAUGUGUGUGUGUGUGUGUGUGUGUGUGUAUGUGUGUGUUUGUGUUCAACCAAACAGCUCACCAAGGCUCACUUAUCCGACGGAUCGGUUUAACCCGGCUUUUAGCCUGCUCCGCGUUGAUUAGCCCGGAUCUGUUCAAACCCCUGCGCUAGCAUGUUGUCCAGUCCGCAGGACCAGAACCAGGAGCCGAACCAGGAGCAGGAAGAGGAGAGGAAAGAGGAGGCGAAGGCUGAGAAGACAGAGGUUAAAAGUGAGGAAACGAAUGAGGAGCAAAAUAAGGAAAGGAAAAAGGAAAGCAAGAAGGAGAAGAAGGAACCCUGGAAUUAUUGUAUCUACAACCCUACCACCGGAGAGUUCCUGGGCCGGACCGCCAGCAGCUGGGGUCUCAUCCUCCUCUUCUACCUCAUCUUUUAUGGGUUUUUGGCUGGAAUGUUUUCUCUCACAAUGUGGGUGAUGUUAAAGACUCUGGACGAAAACAUCCCCCGACAUCAGGAUCGAGUGGCCAAUCCAGGUUUGGUGAUUCGUCCUCACGCAGCUGAAAUCUCAUUCAACCGCAGCAACCCAACAAACUACAACCAUUACGUCAAACAACUGCACGACCUCCUGCAGCAAUAUAACGACAGUGUUCAGGAGCGUAAUGACUUGUGUCUGGUGGGAGAAUACACUGAACAGGAUGAUGAGCAGAUAAAGAAAGUUUGUCAGUUCAAACGUAGUACACUGCGUCAGUGCUCCGGUCUGCCCGACACCAGCUUUGGAUACGCUGAAGGGAAACCCUGCAUCAUUAUCAAGAUGAACCGGGUCAUUGGACUGAAACCACGAGGAGAUCCCUACAUCAACUGUACCGCCAAGAGAGACAGUGUGUUACAGAUGCAGUACUUCCCAUCUGAAGGUCGGCUGGAUAAAAUGUUUUUUCCGUACUAUGGCAAGAAAGCGCAUCCUGACUAUGUGCAGCCUCUGGUCGCAGUCAAGUUGUUGUUAACAAAAGAUGACUACAACGUCGAGCAGACAGUGGAGUGUAAAGUCGAGGGUACAGACCUGCGUAACAAUGAUGAUCGAGACAAGUUUCAGGGCCGUGUCACUUUCCGUGUGAUGGUGUCAAAGUAAACGGCCCUGCUGGUUACCAUGGAUACCACAAACUGGGUUUACACUGGAAAAGCUCCAGUUCAGGACAAUUUUUAAUCCAGACCUGAUUUAUUCUUGGAUGUCUGAAUGCGGUUCAUCCUGUUCAGAGGACCACUGAGAGAUAUAUAUGGUUACACUGCCAGAACCUUCAUAUUUUAUCUUAACCGCAGUCCAGAUCUUUUAUUCAGUGGUCUAGAUCUGCUCCAGUCAAUGCAGAUCAGGUCUGCUAUGGAAGCAUGUGAGCCAUCUGUAUAAUGAUGUGUUUUUUUUUUAAAUGUAUAAAUGUGAUGUAAUAAAUCAAUGAUAUGAUCCUAGUACAAGGUCACUUCAAAACAUAAACAGUGAAAUCACAUAGAGGACCGAAAACCGAGUUCAGCUUUUCACUGGUUAUGCUACAGUUUCAGUUGACAUUCAGUUUGUCAGUAAUCAGAUUAAUCACAUUACUCAGCCUCCACCCUGAAACAGUCAUGCCAGAGGACCUGCCUUUUACAAUAUUAAUGACAUUUACAGUACUGUACUGAUAACGUGAUUAAGUUGAGUUCUAAAACAGAAAUCUGGAUUUGUGACCAUACAGACAUUUCAGUAGUGCUUCUCUGUGUGAGUAAACAGAUCUAUAAUGAUAGUAAUCUAAUUGCUUAUCUGUAUGUAAACCUUGUAGAAUAAACAGAGUAAUUUGGUUUAUGCAAAGAAUUGCCAAACAAUUCAGUACAAACCUUUAAUAGAUAAAUAAUAAUAUGAAAUCUCAUGAGUACAGAAUGUUUCACCUGAAUGCUAGGAUUAUAAUUUCCUGUCUAAGACCGAAGCUCCAGUGUUAACAACCCCCCCUCCAUACACACACCUCCCCCGAAACUCAUGUGAGCAGAAAUAUUUGUGUCAGUUUUAGUUUUUCACAGUAAAAAUGUUGAAAUAUAGUUUAUGAAUUGAAUUAGUUCCUCUCACUGUUUCCAACCAAAUGUUGUACAGUUUUUUAUGUGAUACCAGCGACUACUGUUGUGUUUUUAUUGAACAAGAUGACAUGCAGGCUUGCAGAGGUCCAAUUAGUCUUUAGUAAAUCUGUUUUAUCAUCAUGUCUCACUGCUGUUUCAAUUUACCUUGAUGUAUUAGUUUCUAUCCUGAAUGAAAAAGAAUGUGAUGUGUCUGUCUGCUAGAGGAAGAAAAACAAGAACCAUGAUAAUGCAUCUACUGUGCUGCAAAUAAAAGAUCCAACAGUGUUAUUUUUUAUUGUAAAAAUGUUUCUAUCAGGUUUUAUCACACUGUCUGUAGUUGUACUGUAACUUUGACUGCACAGCUAUGGUGCCAUAGGUGUGCCAUAAAAUUUAAUAAAUUUGUAAAAGAAUAAGAAAAUAAAUGUGGAAAUAUAAACAGGAAUGAA
Messenger RNA from Seriola dumerili (greater amberjack), 2494 nucleotides. Its product is annotated as sodium/potassium-transporting ATPase subunit beta-3-like. The transcript is spliced from 7 exons. Gene Ontology annotation, molecular function: ATPase activator activity. The record is from RefSeq and is a predicted model, not a curated record. Gene Ontology annotation, biological process: intracellular potassium ion homeostasis; intracellular sodium ion homeostasis; sodium ion export across plasma membrane. Bases 154 to 1104 code for a protein of 316 amino acids. Lineage: Eukaryota; Metazoa; Chordata; Actinopteri; Carangiformes; Carangidae. Gene Ontology annotation, cellular component: sodium:potassium-exchanging ATPase complex.